This is a messenger RNA of Marmota flaviventris (yellow-bellied marmot), 779 nucleotides long. The record is from RefSeq and is a predicted model, not a curated record. NCBI's taxonomy places the organism in Eukaryota, Metazoa, Chordata, Mammalia, Rodentia, Sciuridae.
ACUCCUUCUUUGAACGUGAGCUUCCAGGGCUGGUUCCUGGGGUAUGUGUGAAGAAUCUGGUAAAGAUCUUUGAGCCUGGUACCCGACCAGCAGUGGACCGUCUAAACAUUACCUUCUAUGAGAACCAGAUCACCGCCUUCCUGGGUCACAAUGGAGCAGGGAAAACCACCACCUUGUCCAUCUUGACAGGUCUAUUGCCGGUGACAUCAGAAACUGUGCUCAUUGGGGGAAAGGACAUUGAAACCAGCCUGGAUGCAGUCCGUCAGAGCCUCGGCAUGUGUCCACAGCACAACAUCCUGUUCCAACACCUCACAGUGGCUGAGCACAUCCUCUUCUAUGCCCAGCUGAAAGGCAAGUCCUGGGAGGAGGCCCAGCUGGGGAUGGAAGCCAUGUUAGAGGAUACAGGCCUCCACCACAAGAGGAAUGAAGAAGCACAGGAUCUUUCAGGUGGCAUGCAGAGGAAGCUGUCCGUUGCACUUGCUUUUGUGGGAGAUGCCAAGGUGGUCAUCCUGGAUGAGCCCACCUCUGGGGUGGACCCCUACUCCAGACGCUCCAUCUGGGACCUGCUCCUGAAGUAUCGCUCGGGCAGAACCAUCAUCAUGUCCACUCACCACAUGGACGAGGCAGACCUCCUUGGCGACCGUAUUGCCAUCAUCUCCCAGGGAAGACUCUACUGCUCGGGCACGCCACUCUUCCUGAAGAACUGCUUUGGCAAGGGCUUCUACUUGACCUUGGUUCGCAAGAUGAAAAACAUCCAGAGUCAAAGAAGUGGCUGUGAG